CUGAAUAAAGUGCAAGUACUUGAGUAAAUGUACUCGUCACCGGCAGUUUGAGCGCAUUUAUUCAGGCUACCGCUGAGCUGAGCUUAUAUCAUGACAUUUUAUCUUCCACCAUCAUCCUCGUCAUCAUAAGCUACACCUUCAUCACCUCCCCUCUCCUCUUCCUCCUCCUCCUCCUCCUCUUCCUCCUCCUCCCCUCAGUAGUGGACAGCUCUCGGUGCGCCCGCGUGCGCCGCCUGUCCUUUAAAUUCAUUAGGCCUAUUUUUUUUUUUACCCCCCUUUUUUUUUUCUUUUUUCUUUUUUUAAAAAAAACUCCAUCUUAACGCGGAAGUCAGUGACGCACCACUACACACGGCUGCUCAGCGGGGGCCAUGAAAUAAACAGAACGUCGUGAUUCGGGAGGCGAACAGCGGGCAUUGCGGGCAGGGCGUCGUAGUUCAGACCAUCAUGCUCUUGGCUCCGGCUGUGGGACAGGAAGUGUGUGUGUGAGCGCCCCCGGUUGGCUCUGCUGGGAUGAACAUGCCACUGCACCAGAUCUCUGUCAUCCCCCGUGAUGUCACCUCGUCGCGGGUGUCGGGCAGUGGGAAAGCGAAGGACAAGGACAAGCAGAAUGAAAAGCCCCUGGGCCAUUCUGCAAGCAGGUCCAGCAAUAUAUCAAAGGCGGGGAGCCCGACUUCAGUCAACGCUCCGUGCAGUUUCUCGAGGACGUCGGUUUCCCCCUCCAGCCAGGACAUCUGCAGCAGUCAGGAUCAGGACUGUCACAAGCAGACCGCAGUGGUUCUGCUGAGUUCUAACGGUAAACCCUGUCAAGGUUCAGGAGGCAUUUCCGUCACCACCCUCUGCGUGGACGGCCCGCCGUCCUCCAAACAUGGCAAACAACGAGACUGGCUCUCCCUGAUUCGCCCCUCCUCCGUCAACGUCAACCCCAACGGCUCGCUCAGGUUCUCCGCGUCUCUGAACGACGUGGGCCAGCGCGUGGACAGUCUCUGUCGAGGCCUGCACUUCAUAGAUCGCACCUGCUCUGAGGGCGAGCUGGAGCUGAAGCCCGAGCCGGCUCGGCCACCCGUUUCUGAUCGGAGGGCGCACACGCUCAACGGCAAGCUGGCUGCGGCGCCCGCACACCAGAACCCAAAUCCAUCCUUCCCCACCCGCACCCAGCCCCACCUCGUCCCCUCCUUCACCAACAACUACAAAUACAUGCUGGGGGUCCCCCCCGCCAAUUGUCUCCCAUCCGAGCCUCCUCCUCCCCUCUCCAACACCCACCUCCACCCUCAUCAGUCUGCGAGCGCCAACUUCCUCCGUCUCCUCCUCCCCUUCUCUCGAUCCUCGACCUCGGCCAGCCUGCAGUGCUCCGAGCUGGGCAGCUACGCCUCUCACCUCCACAUCACCAAGUCCUCCAGCGCCCUGCUGGAAGGCAGCGAGUCAGGGUUUCCCCCCGAGGAUCUACUGGGGGACGACGAUGUGUUUGAGGAGGACCGGCCCAGUCCUGCUCCGAAGGACAGGGACCAGCCGGCAACCCCAGAAACAGUCACCGGGGCUCGGCCAGGUUUUCUUCUAGCCCCCCUGUGCUAUAUGGAUGAGGACAGCGACUUGGACUGCUGCCCAUCCCCUUUGUCAGAGAAAACUGGGCCGCUUUCACCCUAUUCGCUGCAGGGGGACUGCUGCAGGAUUUGUCACUGUGAAGGGGAUGACGAGAGUCCUCUGAUCACACCAUGCCACUGCACGGGGAGCCUGCGCUUCGUCCAUCAGUCCUGUCUACAGCAGUGGAUCAAGAGCUCCGACACUCGCUGCUGUGAGCUCUGUAAAUACGAGUUCAUCAUGGAGACCAAGCUCAAACCGCUGCGCAAGUGGGAGAAGCUGCAGAUGACGGCGAGCGAGAGGAGGAAGAUCAUGUGUUCGGUCACCUUCCACGUCAUCGCCAUCACCUGCGUGGUGUGGUCGCUCUACGUCCUCAUCGACAGAACAGCGGACGAAAUCAAACAAGCCGGAAGAAUCCCAGGCAGUGAAGAGAAAGACGUCCAUGUUUGACUUGCGCACGUCUCUUUUCUUUCUGUCCUCUCUCCCUCAGGGAUCCUGGAAUGGCCUUUCUGGACCAAGCUGGUGGUGGUGGCCAUCGGCUUCACGGGUGGACUGGUGUUCAUGUACGUCCAGUGCAAAGUCUACAUCCACCUUUGGAGGAGACUCAAGGCUUACAACCGGGUCAUAUACGUCCAGAACCGGCCAGACACGUGUAAAAAGCUGGCGCUGGAGAAGCCGCCGCUCUUGGAGCCAAGUCUGGAGAACAAGGAGGCCCUGGCCCCCACCCAGUCGGACACAAACUCCUCCCAGUACACAGAGACAGAGGACUACAGUAUGGAGGUGCUCCAUGUCUGACCGCUCGGUCCAUGCCAUUGGUUGUCCCGCUCAUACUACACACACAAACGAGCCGUCGUGGAAAUGCUGAGGACUGAGGAACGACCAGACACUCCCCUUCUUCUGAUCCCAGACUGACCCACUGUCCUCCGCCGGUCAUCUUAUAUUCCUAAAACUCCACCCACAGAAACAGACGGACCCCCGACUAUCUUCUCCCAUCCACAACUCCUCCUGUCGGACCUGACCCCUCCCUCCUCCCUCGCCCUCCAUCCACACUCUCGCCUCUUUCCUUUCCAAGGACCUGACUGUUUCAACCGGAAAUGUCUGAAGAGGCCCGGAGCAUACCACUAUACACACAAACACACACACACACACACACACACACAUAUACAUACAUGGACACACACACACGCACACACUUGUAUGUACACCUCUGGGAGAGCAGGACUGAGACAAACGGACUCACAAACGGCUCUGGAGGUCUACACGUGUCUGAUGUGUGGUUUGUUUACUCGUGGGUUUGUUAGAUUUGUUCGUUUUUACCUCCUGUGAGUCUCGGGGCUAACCUGCCGUGGAUCAGUAUGUAGCGCCGCGCAUCGGAUCUCUGGAACAUUCCAGCCACUGCCAUCUCUGUCGCCGUGGUCUGUCGGCCCCGAGCUGGUCGGGCCUUGAUCUGGACACGCAUCGAAGCACUUUUGGGUUUUUUUUUUUGUUUUUUUAGUUUCCAAAACAAAUCCCCUCUUGUCCUCUCUCUCUUCUGUUUUUCUUUGAUAUGAAUUCACAUUGUUGUACAUGGAGGAGAGCACAGGCAAACACAUUUGUUUGACGUUGCAUUUCCUCAUUCGCACAUAGACGUAUAUAUUGACCCUCCUGUGGAUGACAAAAAAGGAACUGGGGUCGGGGAAAAAAAACAUGGAAUCAUGCCGAAAGAGAUGUGAGUGUUUUAGUCAAAAACAGGAAAAAAGGAGCUAAUCGCUGUAAUGCAGAAGACGGAAAAUCCAGCCACAUGAUUUCUCUACCCCAAACGUGAACUUUCUGAAGGCUUUGAGAAUGUAAACUUUUUAAAAAAUGCUACAAAAACGAAUAAAAUACACAAAAAAAAUAAAAUAAAAUAAAAUAAACAAACAAAUGUUUUUUUUUUACUGGUCACAGGAAAUGAAUUCAUUUCCAUGUCUUGAGAUCAUAACGAGAGCCUUUGGGCAUAAACGGAGUUGUUCAUGUUUUUUCUAUCAUGUGAAUGACACAGUAUUUACAGUGUGAUAUUCCAUGUGCAGUUUUUAAUAUGUUGAUUUGUUUGCUUAAUCACGGGAUGUGCCUUGAGAAAUCCACAGCUGCCUGUUUGCAGCCUCCCUGUUGCUCCCAUGGUGCAGGCGGUGCAUUGACUGACCCCAGGCAGAAGCAGCCAGGCAGACCUGGAUUUUAAAUCAGGCCGCUGACAGCAAGCUUUAGGCUCGAUUUUUGGCACUUGCAUAUUUUCAAUCCGCUGCCGCGCUUCAGGAAUAUGAGGUGCAACAUCUGGUGUCAGGAGCACUUCAGAUGAGCAGGCGUCUCGAAUUCAGUGAAAGUGUCUCGUUUCUUCCUGCCAGAUUCUGAUCACAUGCUGCAGGAUGGCUAUUUUGGUAUUUAAUCACAAGACAGCCAGCUUGUUGCCUCUCAUUUCAUUAAGUGUUAAUUCUCACAUCCGGUCUUAUGUGGCUCAAAUGGGACGACAUGUUCCAACACCUCUUUUUUUUUGUUUUGUUUUGUUUCUUUGGUUUUUUUUCCAUUUCUCGAAAGAAGCACAGUGAAGCCCAGCUGAGGAGGCUUUUUUUUCUUUUUUUUUUUUUGGUAUCAGUACAACACUUUCACUGCAAGUCAUCAGCAAACAGACCGUGCUGCUUGUAGUGGUUAAAGAAGUGCACCAUGGCUGACUUGGGCGCCACCCACUGGUUUUGGGAGCUGAAGGUGCGGUCGGAGGUGGGCAGCAGUGGAUUUCUCAGGGCGAUGUGGGUUUUUUUGGGCUUACAGUCAUUGUAAGUGCUUUUGUGUAUGUGGGAGCACAGCGAUGCCGGGCUCAUGUUGAGCCUCACAGCCAUUCCAGCAACACACACAUUUUUAAAAAAAAAAAAAAAACUGUCUUUGAUACCAGUAUAUUGUCUGUGAACACCGAUGGUUGAACAACAUACCUGACGAUUACUGCUCAGCAGCAGCAGCAAUAAAUGAAACCUGCGCUUUGUGUUUUUUUUUUGUUUUGUUUUUUGUUUUGGGUUUUUUUUUUUUUUUUUGCAAACAAUGCAUACUGUACUUGUGUAUAUGCCCCAUGGUGACUUGAGAUCUGGAGUCUAAUAUAAUUUUAAUACGUAAUAUGAGCCGAGGGAGUCGUUUCGCGUGUCAAGUUGGAUUAAAGACCCAGUAACGAGAGGCUUCUCUGAAACUUCAAUUCCCGCAAGGCUCAGUGCAAUUAGACAGAUAAAAAGUGCAAUUACCCUUUUGUUGUUAUUCUAUUCUAUAGUUAUGUAAUGGUGUUUAAUGUCCAGGGUGCCCUCUGGGUAUGAAAAAGAUUUAUUUCUUCAUUUUGUGUUGUAUUUAUUUUUAAAAGAAAAUAGAGUACAAUUUGUUCAUUUAUAAACCCCGUUCAUUAGUAAUUUUAUGCAACUUACACUUUGUUUUUGUUUUUUUCGUCCCAGGCAUAAAAACCCUUCGCUCUUUGUUCCGCACUUCAGAUACUAGACUUGUGAAAAAAAACAAAACAAAAAAAACAACUUGUUUGCUUAACCUUAAACGUGAAUAUCGGCUCUCCUUUCUCAGUUUCUCAACUGCUUGAUCAACUUUGUUUUCCCGAUGCAGAAUACACACCUACACGACAGCAUUAAUUUGAAACAUUUCACCUAUAGUUUCCUCCGACCGGAAGAUUAAAGAUGGACUGUAGCUUUUUUUUUUUUUUUUUUUUUCCUCCACGUCCUACUCAUAGGAGCUGGCUCCUUUCAUGAAGUCUGAGACAGAUGUUUUGAUGUAGUCCUGAUAAAGAUUGAGGCCACUUUUGCGAGCAGUUUCAUCUUUACUUUUGAACUGAUUCCUUCUUUGUGUAAGCCUAUCGAUCAGCCUCACUGUCCCAGUAUUUUCGGUUUCUCUCCGUCUUCACCCCGCCGCUUAAAUUCAGUCGUGUCUGGGAGAAGUGUGACUUGCAUAAAGCUACGUUUGUUUACUACUGACUGGACUUGAACAUAUAUGACUGUUCCCCUGUCUUAUGAUAUCAUUCCACAAGUUUGUCUGUGAAUUUACUUUGGAAUAGUAACUGUAAAGAAUUUGGUAAAAGUACUUAUGUUUUUAAAAAGAAAUAUUGAUGUGUUUUCAGUUUAAUUUCCCAUUAUUGAACAAAGUAUGUAGAAUUAAAAAGAACAACCAAAUAAAAAUUAAGUUACUUUUAA
Molecule: messenger RNA, 5756 nt
Organism: Acanthopagrus latus (yellowfin seabream)
Lineage: Eukaryota; Metazoa; Chordata; Actinopteri; Spariformes; Sparidae
Gene: marchf8
Product: membrane-associated ring finger (C3HC4) 8
Exons: 9
Biological process (GO): protein polyubiquitination; antigen processing and presentation of peptide antigen via MHC class II; immune response
Cellular component (GO): lysosome; cytoplasm; early endosome membrane
Molecular function (GO): MHC protein binding; ubiquitin protein ligase activity; zinc ion binding
Source: RefSeq, a predicted model, not a curated record